Molecule: messenger RNA, 1179 nt
Organism: Hirundo rustica (Barn swallow)
Lineage: Eukaryota; Metazoa; Chordata; Aves; Passeriformes; Hirundinidae
Gene: GPR132
Product: G protein-coupled receptor 132
Exons: 2
Coding region: 1-1179 (392 amino acids)
Biological process (GO): G protein-coupled receptor signaling pathway; G1/S transition of mitotic cell cycle; negative regulation of G2/M transition of mitotic cell cycle
Cellular component (GO): membrane
Molecular function (GO): G protein-coupled receptor activity
Source: RefSeq, a predicted model, not a curated record
AUGCAGUGGCCAGUGGAGGAAGACUCUUCCCUGGACAAGACUGAGAGCCUGGAGAAGGAAAUAUCAGCUGGAAGAAGAAUAAUGGAACAUUGCCUAAACAAAACUUGUAACUCCACUUGCACAGAAAUUCCUUAUGAACAGAGUCAGACACUUCUGGUUGCUGUUUACAGUGUCAUUUUUGCUAUAGGCCUUCCAGCAAAUUGCUUAACUUCUCUGCUUACAUUUGUACAAAUCCGAAGGAAGAAAGUAGUUGUUAUCUACAUUUUCAGUUUAUCAUUGUGUGAUCUGAUGUAUUUAAGUACCUUGCCUUUCUGGAUUAUCUAUGUGCAAAAUGGGCACAAGUGGACCAUGGGUGGCACUGCUUGCAAAAUAACAGGAUUCAUCUUUUUCUGCAAUAUCUACAUCAGCAUUCUGCUUUUGUGCUGCAUCUCUAUGGAUCGUUACUUUGCAGUGGCGUAUGCUCUGGAAUCAAGGGGGAGGAGAGGACAGAAAAUGUCCACCAUAAUAGUCUGUUCUCUCUUUGCUGUGGUUGCAGGAAUCCACAGCCCAGUAUUUUUCAUGGAAGAUAAGCAAAAAUGUACAGAAACCUGCUUUGAGACAGUGCCUCUUGACAUAUCACUGGCUUCUUUCAGCUUUGCUAGAUUCAUAUUUGGAUUUGCCAUGCCCUUCACAAUCCUCAUUUUUACAAACUACAAAAUUUUCCAAACUACAAAAAGAAGCAACAGCUUGACUUGUCGCCAGAAAGCCAAAGUGAAGUAUGUGGCUAUUGCCAUUAUUGUUAUUUUCUUGAUCUGCUUUGCUCCAUACCAUGUGGUGCUCAUAAUAAGAGCCAUAUACUUCAUACUUCAUCAGGACUGCCCAUGUCCAUUUGAAAACAAGAUAUAUCCAGUUUUUACAGUGUUUCUGUGUUUAGGCACUGCAAACAGUGUUGCCGAUCCAAUCAUCUACGUUUUGGUCAGUGAAAACAUCAGAGAAGACUGUUAUAGGAGCCUGAGAAGAUGGGGAAGGAACUCAUCCAAGCUAAAUUCAUCCACUGAUCACAAUACUGACAACAUAAAAUUGGAAGUGCUGAAAGAAUCAGAGGCAGGGAGCCAAAGAAAAGAAAACAAAGAAAUAAGAGACUCAUCCGACAGUCAGAAGACCUGUACCACAGGCAGAGACCAAGAAAGUGGCAACUAG